GCAGAAAACGAGAGUACAGAGAGAUAGCCGCUCAUAGUGACAGGAGGGUCAGAGAGAGGCAAUGCAAGAAAGAGCUGGGGAAGAGAGUGGAACUGAGAGUGGAAAAAAAUUUAGGAAUGACACUAAAGCUGGGAUGGUGAUGGAGAAAUCAGGGCUGCAAAGACCGCUGUCUGCUUGCCAAGGCUAGAUAGAAACAUCAGGAAGCAACAGUAAGGGAAACAAGCAGAGAGUAAGGGUGAAAAUUGUGUGAUUUGUGCAGAUGAUGUCAAGUGGUGCUGGCUUAGAUCAGUAUGUAGAUUGUGUUUAUGUGUGUGUGAGUGAAGCUGAUAGUCUACACUACGAGUACUGCCAGGAAAACGCGCCUAGUGUAUUAUGAGAGAUCAAGAAGACGGUUUUGUGUGUGUAUGUGUGUGUGUGCAGGGCAGAGUGUUUUUUUUUAAUGGUGAACAAAAGGGCUAGGUGUUGUGUGUCUGUGAGUCUGUGUGUAUUUAGAUGCUAAACCAAUAAAAGAUAUCACUUUUGUAUGCCAGAGCCAUCCAGAGACAAGACACAAGUAAAGAUCUCCAAUUUUGCACCAUUAACCUAGUUGCUCCCACCUAGUAACUGCCACCUGAGAACUUCAGACCCAACAAAGAAAAGCACAAAUAAAUUUAGACUAAAGCAGAUGAGGAGGAACCAUGGGUGCACGUGUCUUCUUGAGCCACCAAAGGGACUACUUCUAGGAGCGGAGCAUCUCUGUUGCUGUUGACUACCUCAAAGAGAGGUCGUGCGGACUGUUGGGUAUCUUCAGAGGUCGACGUGAAGGAUUCUUGGGUGUCCGAGUACAGUGAACCCUGCAUGCAUUCAGCACCCAACCAUGGGAGAGUGGACCAUUCUAGAGCGCCUCCUAGAGGCUGCUGUGCAGCAGCACUCUACAAUGAUCGGAAGGAUUCUGCUGACGGUGGUGGUGAUAUUCCGUAUCCUAAUUGUCGCCAUUGUAGGCGAGACAGUGUACGAGGACGAGCAGACCAUGUUUAUCUGCAACACCCUCCAACCGGGAUGCAACCAGGCCUGCUACGACAAGGCCUUUCCCAUCUCUCACAUCCGAUACUGGGUCUUCCAGAUCAUUCUUGUUUGCACACCCAGCCUUUGCUUCAUCACCUAUUCAGUGCACCAGUCAGCCAAACAGCGGGACCGCCGCUACUCUUUCCUCUACCCAAUUAUGGAGAGGGACUACAGCCGUGAGGGAGCUCGCAAACUGCGCAACAUCAACGGCAUCUUGGUGCAGCACCCUGACAGUGGCGGGGGAAAGGAUGAACCUGAUUGCUUAGAGGUGAAGGAGAUCCCAAAUGCACCAAGAGGCCUCCUUCAUGGCAAGAGCUCCAAGGUACGCCGACAAGAGGGCAUCUCUCGCUUCUAUAUAAUCCAGGUAGUUUUCCGCAAUGCACUGGAAAUAGGCUUUUUGGCAGGGCAGUACUUUCUUUACGGCUUCAGUGUUCCAGGCAUCUUCGAGUGUGACCGCUACCCUUGCCUGAAGGAAGUGGAGUGCUAUGUAUCACGACCCACUGAGAAGACCGUGUUCCUGGUGUUUAUGUUUGCGGUGAGUGGCAUCUGUGUUGUGCUUAACCUCGCCGAGCUCAACCACCUGGGCUGGAGGAAAAUCAAGGCGGCCAUUCGAGGAGUGCAAGCCCGCAGGAAGUCCAUCUGUGAGAUCCGCAAAAAGGACAUGGCCCACCUGUCACAGCCCCCAAACCUGGGCAGGACCCAGUCUAGUGAGUCUGCGUAUGUCUGAUGUCCAUUUAUCCAAAUAUGGUAUGUGGAGUGGAAUGGAGGGUGGAAUGCUGGAAUGACUUACCUUGCUUGUAAUAAUUGAUGAGGAUGGGCUCUACAUAGGCACAUCUCUUUCCCACAAGCCACUCCCUCCCUCUUUAUGCCAUGUUACAAUGUGUAAGGAAGUUUGCACAGUGUUGGGGUUCUGCAAGAGCAUGUGGAGGCGAAGCUGAGAAGAGGAAUUUUUCAGUUCCACUCUGGAAAUUCUCAAACUGGAUACAAGAAUCGGUGGAAGGGCGAGGAGUGGAAGGGACAACUCUGGGAGGUGAUGUAAGUUUAAUGCAGAAUGUUAAGGAAAUGACAACAUCUGGGAUUGUUUUCCUUCUGUUCUUACUCUCAGAUCCUGAGAAAAGAGGAUAGCAUCACAAGAACCUUUAACUAUUCUGAAUCGUUGUUGCUGAGUGGGUGCUAGAAGAAGCAUACUGUUUUGGUUUGCUCUCCUGGCAGCGAAUCAGUCUAAAGCAAACAAAAGGGGGAUAUAAACAUUGUAACAGCAGUGGCACCUUCACUUUGUACACAUGAUUGAACAAACUAAUCUCUCUCUCCUUAUAGUAGAAUUUGAAAUGACAUGAAAGACUAUUACUAAACCUCUGGAGAAAGCCUGCCCUUCCACAAAGACCCCCACUGUUACGUGUUCCAGUCGAGCAUUCCUCCCUCUUGUGGUGUAUGAAAGUGUUUAUAUGUAUGUAUGUGACCAAAUUUGAAAGAAUUUCCAGAUCCCAGAUUCCUUUUUGUUCAUUUUAUGAUUACAUGUCUUUCGCAAAUGUUGGUGCCAUCCAUUUAAAUGAAUUAUUUGUUUCAGAUUGUUGUAUAUAACUUGACAUGUAGUUAAAAGAUUAUUACAAAGUUAGAUGAUUUAUCUUUACUGGGAAAAGGAGCCAGAAUAAAGGGUUUUUCAAAGGUUGAAAAGAUUUUCCAUGCAUCAAGAUUGUUUAUUUAAGAUAUUUUGUAUAAGAUGACAUUGAAUUUUUAUCAGCACAAAAGGUUGGUGUGAAGGUAUCUUUUAAAAGGCAUGUUUACAAAGCUCUACCUAUCGAAUGAAUGAAAUGUGGUGUUCAGCGUGCGUUUACAUAAAAAGGAACAAUUCAGUUUUUAUUAGCUUUUUUCUUCUCGUCACGUAUUUAUGGGCAUGCCAUUAUAAUAAAAGAAGAAGCUUCGAAAAAAUACAUGUAUACGUUGCACUUUGUGAGACGGGAAGUGUGGAUAAGAGAAGGAACUCACUCUGGGAAGGACUUUAGUGGUUAGAAAGGGAGCCUUUUGGAUUAUUCCACCCUAAAUCAGAUCUAUGACAAGUAUAUAUAGGGUCGUAUACAUAUGUGUGCCGCUGUGAUCCCCUGUGUGCCUUUGUUUACACAGUGUGGGAUAAAGCAGUGUGUAACUUCUCUCACAAACACACAAAACACUAAGUUGUUCAUUCAGACAAUAUUAGCACUAGCUUAUUAGCUUAAACCCACUUAAUAAAGUACUUGUGCCUAAACUGCCCUGACUCCACUCUGCACAUGCACAUAAAACAACAGUAUAGACAAAACACAGCACAACUAAUGCGGACAGGCUCGCUGAUAUACCGCAGUACCUGUCAGGGAAUAUACAGAGAGGGGUGACGUGGUAAGGAACAUUUCAAAACCCAGCAACACAAUGUGUCCUGACUACACAAAGAGUUUUGCAGGAAAGUGUUUGUUUAGGUUUAGUCUGACAUGAACUGCAGUUUCUGAAUCAAACCAGAAGUCAGUGUAAGGAAGGAUAUUGUCAUUCACACCUACAUUGAAACAUUAUGAUAGAUGGUAAAUGAGGCCUCCCUAGCAUGUUGCAUUUGUUUUAUUGCAAUUUAAAACAAGUCAUAAAGAAACCGUAAAACCACCUAAACACUUCGUCAAAAUUAACACUCGGCAAGCAGCAAAUGCAAGUAUAAACUGGAUUUGGCUAAUCUAUAAAAAAGCUAAUCACCAAUUGGUGGGUAACUUUAUUAGGAACUGCAAAAAUACUGCAAUUAAAUGACCAUAAUCUGACCCUAGCUGAUGUAUGUGAUGUGAGCGAUAAAAGUCACACAAAUCGUAAGCCACCAAAGAGAAAAUAUGAGGAACAAAAUUAUAUGUUUUUGUGAAAGAUGCAGUUUCACCAAGAAAUGGAGGCUGUCUCAUCUCAUAUACAGUAUGAUGUGGUGAAAUACACAAAAUGCAAGGAAAAAAUAGCAAAGUAUUUCCAUUGUCAU
Messenger RNA from Myxocyprinus asiaticus (Chinese sucker), 4018 nucleotides. It is a transcript of the gene gjd1b, whose product is annotated as gap junction delta-2 protein. The coding region runs from base 857 to 1771 and encodes 304 amino acids. Gene Ontology annotation, biological process: cell communication. Gene Ontology annotation, cellular component: connexin complex. The transcript is spliced from 2 exons. Lineage: Eukaryota; Metazoa; Chordata; Actinopteri; Cypriniformes; Catostomidae. The record is from RefSeq and is a predicted model, not a curated record.